AUGAGGAGUAUGGUCUUCUUGGGGACGUGGUUGGAGGAAGAGAAAGCUCUUCCAGAUUUCCCCCGAAAUGAAAGAUGUAGCCAUGAAGAGAGAAAACCUUUGACUAGGUCUCGACUCCAGGUGCACCACAAAAUGGCCACGGCUGACGACAAAGACACACACAAAGCGUGGGCAGGUGACGGAGGGCUGAGCCCUGGCCCUGCACUGAUUGGCUCUGUGCUCCUGGGCAAGUCCCCGACUGCAUCUGUCAUCUGUGAAACGGUGACUGGGUGGCUUUUACAGCCUCUUCACGUGGCCAUGAAGAGAGAGAAACCAGACCAGCGCCAGUUCCUGCCGGGAGAAGUGUGGGUCCGGGUAGCGGAUGCGCACGUGUUGAGCAGAACACAGGGCACUGGGCUCUUCUGGUCCUCGAGGUCUAGAUUCUGUGAUUCCCACGCGUUCACCUGA
Molecule: messenger RNA, 447 nt
Organism: Rangifer tarandus platyrhynchus (Svalbard reindeer)
Lineage: Eukaryota; Metazoa; Chordata; Mammalia; Artiodactyla; Cervidae
Source: the annotation of a GenBank genome assembly